This is a messenger RNA of Nyctereutes procyonoides (raccoon dog), 6209 nucleotides long. RefSeq names its product SMAD family member 5 (gene SMAD5). Gene Ontology annotation, biological process: anatomical structure morphogenesis; regulation of transcription by RNA polymerase II; BMP signaling pathway. Gene Ontology annotation, molecular function: RNA polymerase II cis-regulatory region sequence-specific DNA binding; I-SMAD binding; DNA-binding transcription factor activity, RNA polymerase II-specific. The coding region runs from base 852 to 2249 and encodes 465 amino acids. The transcript is spliced from 8 exons. The record is from RefSeq and is a predicted model, not a curated record. Lineage: Eukaryota; Metazoa; Chordata; Mammalia; Carnivora; Canidae. Gene Ontology annotation, cellular component: heteromeric SMAD protein complex.
GCGCAUGCGCGGGCCCCAGCGGCGUCCUCCCGGCUCCUUCCCUCCCUCAUCCGGGUCCUGGGCGAGCGGGCGCCGUGCGCGUGUCCCGCGGCCGAGCUGCUAAUAAAGUUGCGCGGAGGGGAAGCGCAGCGACGGCGCCGGGGGAGCGCGUCCAGCCGGCGGAGAGGAGGAUCGCGCUUAUCGGUGGGAAUCACGCUCCGCGCACUGGGGACCUGCCGCCGCGCUCAGCCGCUCGCUAGACCUGGUUUCUGCCGCUUGCCGUGCCGGUGUCCCCCCUGCAAACAUUUCUUCUUCUCCCUCGUGUGUGAACUUCUGCAUCGGUGCAAAAGGAGCAGUGCCAGGCGGCGCCCGCUUGCCUUCAUCGUAGUCGGUCUCCGCCGGGUCUUUCACUUGAGGAUCAGAGCUCACAUUCAUAUUCCCGUCUCCCCCCCCCCCCUUCCCCUCUCUUCCCCCUUUCAGCUGCUGUUAUUACGUGGAGUUUGGAGCCUAAGCGUUGAAAACUCCCAUGUGGCGCCUGUCUUAAAUCGGAGCAUGCUCAGUAGCCAAAAAAGCAGAUUUUUGGUCGCAAAAAAGAACUGGGGCGAGGAUAGUCCGGGUAUCUUGGACGCGUGCCCGAUUCCUAACAAAAUGUUCCAAUUCUGGUUUUGAUGGAGCUUGGAGCUGUAGGCCAUCCUGGAGGACUUGAACCAAUGAAAGAAUCUUAUGGCACUUAUGAAGAUAAAUGUCACUUCUCCCUUUUUAAUUGGAACUUCUGCUUAGAACCUGUAUGUGACUUUUCAUCCGUGAGCUGUUCUUUGAGUGGCCACUGACUGACUUUGAGUUGCAGGAAGGUCUCUGAAGAGUUAUAUCAAAUGACGUCAAUGGCCAGCUUGUUUUCCUUUACUAGUCCAGCAGUAAAGCGAUUGUUGGGCUGGAAGCAAGGUGAUGAAGAGGAGAAAUGGGCGGAAAAGGCAGUUGAUGCUUUGGUGAAAAAGCUCAAAAAGAAAAAGGGUGCCAUGGAAGAACUGGAGAAAGCCUUGAGCAGUCCAGGACAGCCGAGCAAAUGUGUCACUAUUCCCAGAUCUUUAGAUGGACGCUUGCAGGUUUCCCACAGAAAAGGCUUACCCCAUGUUAUAUAUUGUCGUGUUUGGCGCUGGCCUGAUUUGCAGAGUCAUCAUGAGCUCAAGCCAUUGGAUAUUUGUGAAUUUCCUUUUGGAUCUAAGCAGAAAGAAGUUUGUAUCAACCCAUACCACUAUAAGAGAGUGGAGAGUCCAGUCUUACCUCCAGUAUUAGUGCCUCGUCACAAUGAAUUCAAUCCACAACACAGCCUUUUGGUUCAGUUUAGAAACCUGAGCCACAACGAGCCGCACAUGCCACAGAAUGCAACGUUUCCAGAUUCCUUCCACCAGCCCAACAACACUCCUUUUCCCUUAUCUCCAAAUAGCCCUUAUCCCCCUUCCCCUGCUAGCAGCACAUAUCCCAAUUCCCCAGCAAGUUCUGGACCAGGAAGUCCAUUUCAGCUCCCAGCUGAUACUCCUCCUCCUGCCUAUAUGCCACCAGAUGAUCAAAUGGGUCAAGAUAAUUCCCAGCCAAUGGAUACAAGCAAUAAUAUGAUUCCUCAGAUUAUGCCCAGUAUAUCCAGCAGAGACGUUCAGCCUGUUGCCUAUGAAGAGCCCAAACAUUGGUGUUCAAUUGUCUACUAUGAAUUAAACAAUCGUGUUGGGGAGGCUUUUCAUGCAUCUUCUACUAGUGUGUUAGUAGAUGGAUUCACAGACCCUUCAAAUAAUAAAAGUAGAUUCUGCUUGGGGUUGUUGUCAAAUGUUAAUCGUAAUUCAACAAUUGAGAACACUAGACGACAUAUUGGAAAAGGUGUUCAUCUGUACUAUGUUGGUGGAGAGGUGUAUGCAGAGUGCCUCAGUGACAGCAGCAUAUUUGUUCAGAGUAGGAACUGCAACUUUCAUCAUGGCUUUCAUCCUACCACGGUCUGUAAGAUUCCCAGCAGUUGCAGCCUCAAAAUUUUUAACAACCAAGAGUUUGCUCAGCUUCUGGCUCAGUCUGUCAACCAUGGCUUUGAGGCAGUGUAUGAGCUCACCAAAAUGUGUACCAUCCGAAUGAGUUUUGUCAAGGGCUGGGGAGCCGAGUAUCACCGGCAGGAUGUUACCAGCACCCCCUGUUGGAUUGAGAUUCAUCUUCAUGGGCCUCUUCAGUGGCUGGAUAAAGUCCUUACUCAGAUGGGCUCCCCUCUGAACCCCAUAUCUUCCGUCUCAUAGUGCAGAAGUAGUCUUUUCAAUUAUAUUAUUAGCGGACUUGUUUUAAUUUUAGGGAAACCUUCAGUACAGAUACUGUGAGCUUACGUGGAAAACAGAUAUUACAGCUUAUUUUUUUUCUACAUAAUUGUGACCAAUACAUUUGUAUUUUGUGAUGAAUCUACAUUUGUUUGUUAUUUGUGUUCAUGUGAUUAACUAUCAAAAGUGUUGUGAGAAAUGCAAAGUAAGUAUUGUACCCCAGUUCACAAGUUUGACAUUGAUCUUAAACUGGGACACAGUUUUGCUGCCUUGUCCCAACCAACUUGUUAUUUGUUCAAGUUUUUUGAAAAAGUAAUACAUCACAUGAUGAAAAAUUAUAAUAGUUUAAGAAGGUAUACAGUAAAAAGUCUUCCCUUCUACUCUUCAUCCUGCAGAAGCUGUACUUUUACCAGUUUCUUUGUCCUACCAAUGUUAAGAAAGUGUAAUUCAUCGUUUCGUAAAAGCAUAUGGUAGGGGCUGAAAAGAAACUAUAAAAAACAAAACAAAACUUUUAUUUGAAGGAACACUAUGCACUGCUCUAACAAGUAGUGUUCAGUAAAAGUAAAGUCAUAGUUUUCUAGGCAAUGUCAUAAAAUUUGCAUUUAAUACACCUAAAUGUUUGUCAGUCAGUCUCCUGUGACUUCACUCGGUAUAUCUUUUGUAAAACAUUUCCUUUUUUUAAAAAAAGAAUUAUUGUAAACAACAGAUCUCCAUUAUAUGUCAUUUACUCAGAAUCUGUCCUAAAUACUACUUUUAUAGCUAGUGACAGUGCACGCCUGGCCUUGUUCAGCUUUGCUGCUUUUGGCCACUGUUGCAAGAACUCUAAUUUUGACAUGCAUUAAUCUUUUAUUUUGCACUUUGAUGGGUGACAGUUUUUAGUGUAACCUUUUGUGAAACACACUCAAGUGACUUAGACUUGGAUGCUCAUCCUUACUUCCUUGGUACCCCUUUUGUAUUAACAGACACUGCGGUUUAUAGAUGACAGUUGUAGAAGUUACACUUUCUCUAGCUUUUGUUGUAUUUUCAACCUAGAUGAUAAGACUGUUACUCUAUAGCUCCACCUGAAGGUGCCUUUUUAAUUCUCUGCUGCCUUAUGGGUGUUACUCCUGUUGGAGAGUCCCGUGCUUAAUCCCAUUGCUUUUACUGCCAUCAGUUGCCCUGAGUAAGGAAGGGACCCAGGGACUGUAGCCCGAAGCCUCUUCAGUCUAGCCCCAAGUUGAGGCUGCUGGUCUGGUACGUCCUUGAAGAAGCAGUGUUUGUUGAGAAUAGUUGACUUUAAUAUAGUCAUGUAUCAAAGAAUGCAGACUAUUCUCUCAGUUACCAUACAUGCUGCUGGUUUUCCAUUUUUGGGGGACCUCUGUGGACACUAGUCUCUCAGAACACAGUCCUCAGAGAGGAAAGAUGUGAAAACUCUAGCCAUUCAGUCAAUCAUGCUUGAAGGCUUUGGGUCAAGGGCUUUUAACCUCUUUUUCCUGAGAGCAGUCAAAUUUGUUAUGGCAUGAGAACAAAGACAUGGUUUCGGAAAAAAAAAAAAAAAAGACCUAAUUUACCUACCAGGGAAAGCUAUUUUCUGGUGCCUUUCGAAAGUAUAUGGAGCCAGUCUUCUAUUUAAAAUGUUAGUUUGGUUUGACUUUCUGCUUUUAAAAUUUUUUUUAAAUGCCUUUUUUUUUUUUUUUUUUUUUUUUUUUUAAGGAAAGGAGAAUGCACUUCAUUUUGUUUUCCAUGACAUUAUUUAUUACUUUUACGAAGUGCAGCCACUGCGGGGGUUUAGUUCUUUCAGGUGAAGUGCCAUAUGUAUUUCAGCUCACGGUCCUUUCUGGGUAAAAAGAUACUUUCUGACCAUCACCCGAGCUUCAGACAGAAGUUUUACAUGACAUGCAUUCUUAAUCUUCCAGAGUUGUGUCAGCCACAUGAAAAGAGAAUUAUUUGCUUGGUGUUAGAACCUCGCUAUUUACAUUAUUCUUUUAUUUAUCAGGCUUAUGGCAUAAUCUUUGGAACAAAUUUGUAGGAAAAAAAGCAUCCAUGUUGAAUGACAUACAUGUAUUCAAAAUCAGUGGAUUUGAACUGGUGGAACUAUUGAAUUGUUGUUUUCAAUUGAGGUAAUUAAAAAUUGUUUUUAGUUACAUUACAACCUUUAGAACUGGCAGGGUUUUAUGUGUUUGGCCUUUUCUGUGUUUUCCUUAAGACAUUUUAUCUCAUGGAGGACAGUACGAAGCUCCUGUCAAGACUUUCAUGGAAAAGUAUAAGCCUGUUAUACUUCCUAAAAGUUAUUAACUCCACACCCCUGGAUUUUAAAUGAAAAUUGUAUUCAAUGUGGCUGCUUCUGUAAUUCCUGAGGGUGCCCCAAAUCCAUGGAUGGGAGAUAAAAAUCACCAGUGAGAUUUAAAAAACUAAAUAAAAUUAUGACCAAUGAAAAGAAGACACUUCUGAAGGAAACCUUUUCAGAAAAUGACAGUUUUAAAUUUUUAUUUAAUCUCUAGAAUCUAUUUUAUAGUCAAAGUUGAUGGAAAAUACCAAUACCACUGGAACAAUCACCUUUUAUAACUUGUACAACAUACUAAUAUAUGUGAGCUGAAAAGACUAGUGUCUGGGAAUAAUAAAAUGACAACCGAUUUGGUAAAUGCAAAAAGAGAAAUUGAGUCUACUUUAAUCUGAGUAAACACAACAGAAAGAUGAUCAGAAAAAAAAAAGCAUUGCGUUUGAUCAGCAUCUCUGUCUCAUAAAGUAUUAUGGUCUUUUUGGUAUUGCUUGGCUUGAGUUACAGAAUGUAAACUAGCGGGCAUGUUAUUGAUCUACUGAAGCUAACGGUUUUUUUUUAGAGAUUAAAGAAAACAUCAAUCAAAAUGUCAAGUUAUAUACAUCAGAAUAUAAGCCAUUUUUCACAUUUUAUUGUUAUAUAAGGAAACUGUGGUCAUAGAAUUGGUUGGGUUUCUGAGUUGAAAUCCACAGUAAGAUUACUGGGUAGUUCAGUGAGCUACAUACCUCAUAGCACUGAAAGAGGAUGUAGCUACUUUAUACUUUCCGUGACACUGGAGAGUAAGAUAUGCUUUUAAGAUGUAAAAUAAUAAGUGUUCAGAUCUGAAAUCUCUUGUCAAGAUAUGAGACCUGUGGCUCACAUCGUAAAACCCUUGAGGGUAACGGUGGGAAACAGUGAAGGCUUAUAUGAAAAAUGAAACCCUACCAGUAGCACAGAACCUCCAGAAAGUCUGAUAGUACCUCUUUAAGCACUUUCUGUUACAGAAGAGCAUCUAAUACAUCAGCUUCGAUCUAUUUCUUUAUACUCUUCAUAGCUGUUUGCUCAGUAUUACUUUGGAUUAUUAUCACUUUCCCACUUAAAAUAUAUGAAUAUCUUCUAUGCUUACUGAAAAAAAAAAGAUUCUUUUGAUAAUUUUGAAUUCAACUUCCAGUGAUGGCUUCAGUUUUGGAUCUGUUAACUUUUUAAAGGGAUCAGAGUCCGUCUUUGUCUUCUUAGUUAAGUCUUCACUCACUCAGAUGGGAAUACAAAAUGUGUCCUCAUUAUUCCCAGGAGCUAGAUAAGCAAGGAUCUUUUAACAUAGUUGAUAUCAUGGUGGUUUCAGGCACGUUUGGUGAUCUGAAUGGCAGGGAGUCUUCCUAAACAUUGGUUUAUGAAGGGGCUCUUGAGAUACUAACUAGGGCAGCUUUAGGGGGCAGAUCUCAGGUUUGGAGCCUGUUUCCUCCAGAGCAGCAGCCAUUUUCCUCUAUGAUAAUGAUAUGAUAAAAGGUGGGAUUUGGGGGAGCUUUUCUUCUCACAGAAGUUGCAUGUAUGGAAACUGACAAUUCAAGGCAUUUCUUCUGCAUAAACAGUUGUGCCUGGUGGAUAGUUCUUUGGAAUUCACUGGACUACAGUUUAGCAUUUCCUAAUGAAAAGAGGUAACAGUAUUUACCAAGCUUUUGUUAUAUUGGAUUAUUCAUAGUAGAAACUUA